UCCAACUUUCUUAAUCUCAUUCCCGUUUGCGUCCUGCUCGAUGCGCCCGAUUGCGUAAUUAGGGUUAAGGAUUCUUCUCUUUCCCUUCUCCCGUUUCCUCCUUUACGACCCGUACUUUUUCCGACUUAUCGGAGUUACAGAGUAAGGAAAAUGGUCAGGCACGGACAUGGGAUUUCGGUCGAGGUGGUGGGAUCGAUGCUCGAGAUGGCGGACAUGGCAUGGCACGCCCUCGAGCACCGCCGCGAGCGCGGCGUUGCGGUUCAUGACGAUCAUGAAUCGGCGCGGCUCCGGGACGAGAACCUUCGGCUCAGAACCAUACUCUCCGAUAAUCUCGCCCUAUUGCAGACUAUCUAUAAUUCGCCCGAAGUCUCCCUGGAUUGCCCUCCUGAUCUUCAUUCACGUCUUUUAGCCGCUGUCAAGAACUCAAACUUCCUAGAAAACCUUGAAUCACUUCAUGAAGGGUCAAAAUGUAUAGAAAAUUCUGGAGUCCCAAUUACAAAUGAUAUAGAUGCAAAUCAAAGUGGUACCGAAGUUGCAAUCAAGGUUGGUGAUGCGGAACCCAGCUGGUGGGUUUGGGUAGUCCAUGAAAUUACUCCUGAUUGUUUGGAAGAAAUCAGCGGGAUCGACAAUGAAAAUUAUGUUAUCAUCAGCGAGGAAAACGUGGUUGAUGGCAUAUCAAACUAUAUCGCAAGAUGCAUCAUAGAACACCCUGACUCAAAAAUAUUAACGCCAGAGGAGUUGCAAAAAGUUGUAACAAAGGCUAUGGGUGUAACUAAGGAUAGGAGAAAAUGGAAAGACAUUUGGGAGGCUGGGAAAAUUAUCUAUACCUUGUCGACAUGGGGAAUUGCUUUAGCUGGGCUAUACAGGCACAGGGCGAUCGUGAAAGCCGCAGUAAAAGGGGUUGGUGCAUCUGCAAACCUUGUCAGGAAGGCUCUCUAGAAUCCCCGACGCUUUGUGCUAACUGUGAAUAACACUCUUGAUUGUUCUUGCAUCAAACUUAAAACUGUUGUGCCAUUUGUACAGUUACUGAAAUGUUAUGUGUUUACAAGGACGGAAAAAAGUGUUCUGAUCCUACUGUUGCAUAGGAAUACAUAUGCACGCUAUCUACAAAAUGGAAGGAUGGUUUUAUAUUGUAUGUGAAUGUCCCAAGAAUGUUUACUUGGAAAUGAUAUCUCUGCUAUUGUCA
Molecule: messenger RNA, 1186 nt
Organism: Zingiber officinale
Lineage: Eukaryota; Viridiplantae; Streptophyta; Magnoliopsida; Zingiberales; Zingiberaceae
Exons: 6
Coding region: 151-939 (262 amino acids)
Source: RefSeq, a predicted model, not a curated record